AUGGCAACUCCGUAUGUCCCAGUUCCUAUGCCCAUAGGAAACUCUGCUUCCAGUUUUACAACCAACAGAAAUCAAAGAAGUUCUUCUUUUGGCAGUAUCUCAACAAGCUCAAACUCUUCCAAAGGCCAGUUAGAAGACUCGAAUAUGGGUAAUUGUAAACAGACAAGUGUUCCUGAUCAAAUGGAUAGUACUUCAUCUGUCUGUAGCAGCCCCCUCAUUAGGACUAAAUUUACAGGUGCAGAUUCUUCCAUUGAGUAUUCUACUAGACCAAGAGAAACGGAGGAACAAAAUCCUGAAACAGUGAAUUGGGAAGAUAGACCAUCUACACCUACCAUACUGGGUUAUGAAGUGAUGGAAGAAAGAGCUAAAUUUACUGUAUAUAAAAUACUAGUAAAGAAAACCCCAGAAGAAAGCUGGGUAGUUUUCAGAAGAUACACUGACUUCUCUAGGCUUAAUGACAAAUUAAAAGAGAUGUUUCCAGGCUUUCGCUUAGCACUUCCACCAAAACGCUGGUUUAAAGACAAUUACAAUGCCGACUUUUUAGAAGAUAGACAAUUAGGAUUACAAGCAUUUCUUCAAAAUUUAAUAGCUCACAAGGACAUUGCUAACUGGGAUAUCACAUACUCACUUCAGGCACACUACGUUAUUACUGUAAUGAUUCUUAAGAAAAAGGACUUGCAUGUAGUUGCUUUCUGUGAAACUUUAGAAGAGACUAACUACCGUUUACAAAAAGAACUACUUGAAAAACAAAAAGAGGUAGAAUCACUGAAGAAACAACUCAAUGAGAAGCAACUUCAUAUAGACACUUUAGAGAACAGAAUCAGAACUCUUUCUCUAGAAUUAGCUGAUCUACCAGUCCAAGCCUCUAGUUCCUUUGGACAGCAGACACUGUUGAUUGGCUAA
Molecule: messenger RNA, 903 nt
Organism: Propithecus coquereli (Coquerel's sifaka)
Lineage: Eukaryota; Metazoa; Chordata; Mammalia; Primates; Indriidae
Gene: SNX16
Product: sorting nexin 16
Exons: 6
Coding region: 1-903 (300 amino acids)
Biological process (GO): endosome to lysosome transport; protein targeting to lysosome; early endosome to late endosome transport
Cellular component (GO): early endosome; late endosome; extrinsic component of endosome membrane
Molecular function (GO): phosphatidylinositol binding
Source: RefSeq, a predicted model, not a curated record